Molecule: messenger RNA, 6020 nt
Organism: Phragmites australis (common reed)
Lineage: Eukaryota; Viridiplantae; Streptophyta; Magnoliopsida; Poales; Poaceae
Product: pentatricopeptide repeat-containing protein At5g15280, mitochondrial
Exons: 3
Coding region: 141-3944 (1267 amino acids)
Molecular function (GO): protein binding
Source: RefSeq, a predicted model, not a curated record
UUUCUCACUUGCCCCGGUGCCGGCUCAGAACCUGCGUCAUCCAGGUUCGACGAGAGGACCAGGGAGGCAGGGAAUCGCUGAUCAGAUGUGGCGUGCGGGACCUUUCUCAACGGCGGGGCUGGGAGGUUUCGUCGGAUUAGAUGUGGAAGGCGUGGCGGUUCCCCCGCGCGGUCCGUCUCCGGCACCUGAGCUCGGACGUCAGGCGAGAAGGCAAGGUUGGAUGCCGAGGUUACGCUAGCAAUGCCCCGGAGCUGCACUCCAGUUUGGGGAACUUGUUGAAAGGUGGAAGCCGCCACGUCGGGGAGAAGCGCAAUUUAAUCUUUGCAGGCACUCUAGAUGAAGCUGGGUUUGAUUUGGAGCAGGAAACUGGAGAAAAGUGCAAAGCCGAUGCCCAUUCCGCGGUGAAAUUGUGUGCCGGUAUUGGGAGAUUGGUUAUAACCAAGUGCUCUCACAUAUUUGAGAGUAGACAGGACAACUUUGAAGGGAGGUGCAGCUUGCAAGAUGUUCUUAAACCUGGUUUGUGGCUCUCGCCGGAGACCCUCCGUCGGUUCUGGCGUGUUUCUGAGCUGAAACCUGAGCAGUUUCUUGACAUUCUGAUUGGCUUUGGACCUGGUGUGGCAGAAGUGAGAAAGGCAAGAUUUUUAUGGAAUUUGUACAGGUGGGCGUCGUGGCAGAGUAAGGAGUUCCGACAUCUGUCAAGGUCGAAUGAGACCAUGGUGUCAAUACUCGCAGAUGCACAUAUGCUCAAUCAAGCUGAAUCAUUACUUCUCUCAUUGGAUGAUAAUAUGGCGCCGGCUGUUGCAAGUGAACUGUUCAGUCGGAUUAUUUGUGUGUAUUCAGAAGCUGGCAACCUCGAGAAAUCAAUUGCACUUUACGAUUGUGCAAGAUAUAAGCAUUUCAUUCCUUCAGUUUCAUGCUAUCAAGUACUUCUUCAUUUUCUGAUCAGAAAGAGAAAAGAUGAAUUAGUUUUAAGAGUAUUUUUGGACAUGCUUGAAGUUGGAUUGGGUUCUUGCACCAAAGGAGAUGUUCUUGAUUUUGUUGUCAUGGCUUUAAUCAAGAAAGACAGAUUUUUGCAAGCUCUUGGUAUAAUUCGGCAGUUAAAGAGUUUGGAUCUUAAAUUAAGCAAGGGAUCCUUGUCAACUAUAGUAGAAGAAUUUAACAGGAAGAAGGACAUCGGGGAUAUGAUGAAUUUCCUGGAAGAGUGGAGGUGUUUGCCUGAGUUGCGUCUUUGCAACAGAAUUCUUACGUCUUCGUGCACAAAUCUUGGUACUGAUGACGCAUGGUUGGUCUUCCAAAGAUUGGAAGCCUUAGGGUUUGCUCCAGAUGCCAGUACCUUUGGAAUUUUCAUAUGUCAUAGCUGUAGAGAAAUGAAGCUGAAAGCUGCAUUUGUAUAUUUAUCUGAGUGCUUUUCUAGACAUAUUAAACCUAAAGUGUCUGCUUAUAAUGCUAUUUUAGGCGGUGUUUUCAGGGAGGGGCUGUACAGGCAUGCAAAAUAUGUCUUUGAAGACAUGGUUGAAAGAAAAGUAACACCGGAUCUUUCAACAUAUAAGAUAAUUUUGGCAGGAUAUUGCAGAUAUAGACAGCUUGAUGAUAUUGAACAAGUCUUAAGGGAUAUGAAAAACAAUGGUGUAAAUGAACUUCCCUCUGGAAAUUGUGUGCUCUUGAAGGCCUUAUCAUUCUUGGGGCUAGAUCACUUAGGAGUGAAAGUCAAGCGAGAUAAUGCCACUGGUUUUCCGAAAGCUGAGUUUUUUGAUUCAGUAGGCAACGGAUUGUAUUUGGACACUGAUUCCCAAAGGUUUGAGAUUUCAUUGGCACAAAUUUUUGAUAACGCACUUCACCCAGACAUUAACUCAGAGCUAGUCAAUGCAUUGCAGCGAGGCAACGUUGCAAGUGCUCUUCUGGUGAAAGAUGAAGCUUUUCAAUGGGGACAUAACAUUUCACCAGCCAGCUGCGCAGAGCUAAUAAAGGCCUUAUGUGUGAGCCCAGCAUACGUAAUGGAUGUCAUUGACCUUAUGGAGGAGAUGCCAGAUACCUUUGACCAACUUGAUGCUCAAACUCUAAAUUUAGUUGUCCAAACAUUGAGUAGUAAUGGGAUGCCUGAUCAUGCUAGACUGGCUUUGGACAGAUUGUUCAGAGGAGGCUUGUCAGUCAGUCAAAAUACAUAUACCUGUUUGAUGACAGGCUUCUGCGAAGAAAGGAACAUAGCAGGGUUUUGGGAAUGCUGGAAUCUUGCAACAAACUGUAGAUGGUCACCUAAUAGCAAGGAUGUGAUGGCCCUCAGCAGUUGCUUGUGCAAAUGGGGAGUAAUUGAGGAAGCACUGAAGCUUAUCAACCUGUUGCUUGACUGCUAUCCUGAUUUGUUUUUAAGUGCAUAUUGUGCACUUCUCGAAGAGUUAUGCAGGACAGGUUACACUAGUGUUGGAUGUGCAAUGCUGGAGGCCCUCGUAGAAAAGGGUGUGGUUGUGGAUCGCUCGCUAAUUUUUAAUGUGAUGCAGGGCUUCCUAAAGGAGCAGAAGACUGCCGAAUCAAUUGGAAUGUAUGACAUGUGGCUUAACAAAAGCAAAGUAUUAAAUGCAUAUACUUACCAAUUUGUGUUAUCUUCAUUACCAUGGCUUGAUACAGAACGAGCCAUGGGCUUGGUAGAAUCUAUGAUGACCAUGCAAUUUACUGAGGUCUCAGCUUGCUGUUGCGUUGUGAAGGAAUUAGUGCAAACAGGAAAUAUGAAGCAGGCAACGUCGGUCUUGAAAGAACCAACUUCUGGGAAGUUCAGUGGCACCUUGCUAAAUUCCUUUCUUGAAGCAUAUGGUUGUCUAAACAAUUGGAGAAAGUUAGAUGCAGUUCUGUGCAUGAUGCUAAAGAUGCAUGCAAACAUUUCUAUUUCAGGCUAUCGCUUUCUCAUCAGUAGAAUGUGUGAGCAAAGUCGGUUUUCUAGUGCUUCAAGCCUUAAAGUGCUGUUCCAACAUAGUGACAAGUCAAGAGAACUGAUUUCAUAUAACAUUCUAAUAUUUUACCUUUUUCAGAGAAGAAACACCCCACAGGUUCAUGAAUUAUUGAAGGACAUGGAACAUAAUGGUAUUUCUCCAGACAAAACCACCUACGACUUCCUUAUCUAUGGAUUUCACAAGUCUGGAGAUACCGAUGGUUCAGUUAAUAUGCUUGAUGCUUGUAUUGCUAAGGGAUUGAAACCAAGCAACCGCAGUCUCAGAACAGUGUUGAGUCAUUACUGCAGGCUAGGAAACCUUGAGAAAUCGCUAGCAUUACUUCGCUUGAUUGAGCACAAUGGAUGGCAGCAUGGUUUAGUCAUCAAUACCACCCUCGCAUCAUGUCUUCUUUCAUUUGGGAGAUAUUUUGAAGCAAAAUCAUGUCUGAACAACCUGGGCAAAAGUGCAUUUAUUGGAUCUGAUGUCAAUUUUGAUGCAUUCAUCAAGAAAUUCUGCAUAGUAGGUGACUUGCAAAUGUCUGUUAGUCUGCUAAAUACAAUGUUGAAGAAAGGCAAACUUCCGAGUGAACUUAGUUACAGUUCUGUUAUUUACAGGCUGUGUAUACUGAAAGAAUUUGAUCAGGCGCUUGAUUUUCUUGCUGAAAUGCAGUUCGCAGGCCUAAAACCAAGUGAGAUAUCAUGUGAUGUGCUCGUACGCGGCCUUUGUGCCGCGGGAAGAACCUGUGAUGCUAGGAAGAUUUUGGAAUUGUUAACCACCUUGGGUUCUGCACCAUCUUAUGGCAUGUAUAGAGUUGUUUUUGAUAACUAUUGUCGAAGUAGCAGUCUACAGAAGGCCGCGACACUUUUGCAUGACAUGCAACAAGCAGGGCAAGUACCCAACUUUGAUAUGCAUUGGUCUGUCAUAAGCAAUUUCAGCCGUACUGACAAGAAAACCGAAGGACAUGGAGAACCCAUUUUGCCAAACCUUUUUUUCUUUGAGAGAAGCCCCCGUGAAGGACAAUAAGUGGAACUUACAGAACUCAAUCAAACCAAGCUAAUGCAACAAUGCAAAUCAAAUGUUUUACUCGGGGAUGAAGGGUUCAUAGGAUAGUGAAACUACACAAGAGGAAUUAUGCAUCUUUGAUUUCAAGAAGAAAAGAGGGAACUUGAACCAUGACAUCAACCACCAGUCCAACACAACCUUGUUCUCUACAACUUGGCUCAAUGGCUGUGCCCGUGCUAAAAGGAUCAUGAGAAGGUAAUACCAACCUCUCUCGUAAAAAUGGAAACAGUAAUCCUGAAAAGUUGAUUUAUUCUCAUUACUCGCGUGCGCAAAUUUUCCGUGUUGAUUGUGACAACGCUGAUAUUAUCACUCCAGCCAAGGCAACUCACUCCUGCUGCUUUUCGGCUCCUCCCAAGAAAAAUAUGCAUACUGUGAGCUGAGGUUUCUUUCUUUGUGGUAUUGUGAGGAGCAGGUUAGCAGCUUGUGAAUGUGAGACAUGGGAGCACUACUGGUGAAAGUCCUAUUAUGCUACUGCUAAAAACAACCAGCUCCUUAAUAUCAUUGCAUAAUAACUCUUCAACAACCAUGCCACCACUACAUCACAGUUUUGAUUUGUGAGGUACUAUUUCUCCUUCAUAGCAAACUAUUGAUGUGUAAUCUGAUGGUAUAAAAGGCAAGUAUUAGACAUUUUUGAAAAAUUCUUCUUGUAUCAGUACCAGUACUGCUUUUCUGGAUUUACACCACCAUUACAAGAUUAUGCCCUGUUUCGUUGAAGCCUGCAUUGCAUUUGGUAUACGGUGUGUGCUCCAUUUAUAGUUAAUUAUCUGUGUUGUGGCUUGUGGGUUGCAUUUUAUUCUAGCUCUAAUGUCCUGGAAGGCUUUCCAAUUCCAUGUUUUGAUGAGCAAGAUGAGGUAUAUAGUAUAUAGAGCUGUAACUUAAUGAUGGAGUUCUAUGCUUGCUGGCUCUCUAAGGUCUAGGCAAGCAGCUGUUGCGAUGUAUCUAUUUAGUUGCAGCAAUAGAUGAGACUACCUUGCUGGUUAGCCAAUACUUGUAAGUAGUAUCAUUGGGAGUUGGUAUGUGCUGUGGGCAUGUCUACCAACUUAUGGGGUGUUUGGAUGAGAGGAAUUGCUUUGGAAAUAGGAUUUAGUUCAAAAUUUGAACUGAAGCAUAAGGAUUUGAAUCCAAAAUGCUCCCUAUCCAAACUGGUCCUGACUCCUAACAAUAGUAUAUAUGUGACCUGCAAAACUGCUUAUCUUGGUGUGGACAUGUAACUUCUAUGGUAACUGAUGCAUUAUUUCAUAUUCCUUGAUAUUUUAGUGCUCCUUCCCUUUUCCCAAAGUCAGAUGUGAUUAAUUAGGGCAUUUAAAAGUUAAAAAUUGCUCAUGUGGAAAAUAAACUGAAGGAAAAUAUUCAUUGCACACCUAUCAUUUCCUAUAAUACAAGGAAAUGAAAUACAAGAAGCUUGAAAGGCUUUAAUGCUACAAAACUAGAUACCCAUUUCAUGUUGAGUAGCUCUGAUUAUUUUUUUUAAAAGCAUAGUGCCGUUGAGUGCAAAUUCCACAUUGGGCCCUAAUUUUCAAAACAUAGGGCCCUCAACAAACACUUGGCAUGCAUACAAACUACCAAACCGUGCAUUCUGCAGCAUAAUACUGAUUCUAUUCAUUGCUGGGUGCAAUAAGGCCGACAUCUCCAUCCGUGUCCUGUGAAGCAUCAAUUCCAUUUGGGAUAUCAGUAGGUGAGGCAGAGCUCUUGAGUUCAGAUUCUUCCUAGCCCUUUUCUGCUGCAAGAUUCUUUGUCUGAACCCCGUGCCUUUUCAAAGCAGCUUUGAACUUAUGAAUCUGAAAUAGGAAAAAAAUAUAAUUUAAAAGAGCUUAAUAGGAUGUGUUCACAAAUGAGGUUAGAUCAUCCAAUACUUACAGUUGAAAUUGUGCAGCUGAAGCUACAGAUACGACCUUCUACACCUCUAUAAAAGCAGAACAUUGGCAAGACAUGGACAUUGAGCUUGUGACAGAUCUCUGUAUGUUCAUCGUAGUUGACCAUAAGAAAUUGCAAUCCUGGAUGCAUCUCAGCAAAUUGAUGUACCUUUGUGGACAUAUA